This is a messenger RNA of Fusarium keratoplasticum, 918 nucleotides long. RefSeq lists its product as uncharacterized. Gene Ontology annotation, biological process: mRNA splicing, via spliceosome. Gene Ontology annotation, cellular component: U12-type spliceosomal complex. The coding region runs from base 1 to 918 and encodes 305 amino acids. Gene Ontology annotation, molecular function: protein-folding chaperone binding. The transcript has a single exon. The record is from RefSeq and is a predicted model, not a curated record. Lineage: Eukaryota; Fungi; Ascomycota; Sordariomycetes; Hypocreales; Nectriaceae.
AUGUCGAGAUACGGCUGGUCUAUCAGCCGCGAACAACUUUCGCCCUACGGUUCUGUCCCCGGCGGUGUGCCCGCCGUCACCGACGAUGACUUUAGCUACAUCACUUCCCAAGAUCUGGAUGAUGUGACCGAAGCCCAGUAUUAUCCCAGAUCUCACUCGGCUGCCCCGCCAGCUCCCGAAGACGACGUCCUCUUGAUCAAGAACAGGGGCGUGACAUAUCCGGCGCACUUUCCUGCGUAUGCAAUCGGAGAUGGAAAGCUGCGGGUGAUAGACGUCAAGGACCGGGUCGCUCUCAUGAUGGAGCUGCCUGUGCGGGGAACCUCACGGAUCAAGCUCCUAUACAAGGGCAAGCAGCUCAAGGACCCCAUGGCGCCAGUUCGAGAUUACGGCGUCAAAAACAACAGCGAACUGAUGGCGGUGAUUCCCGAGAUUGAUGAUAUCAGCAGCCCAUCCGACGAGGAGAUGGUGAUUGUUGAUGCGCCCCGGGAAGACAGGAAAGCCCGCCGUCGCAGAAAGAAGCGUGACAAGAAGAAGGGCAUCACCAGUGACGGUGACUCUGUGUCGGCGAGCAGCCCUCGCGACAGUACCUCUACGUUUGAUCAGCCUCGAUCACCUCCUGCGCCGCCUGUGUCCUCUGGAGCGACCAGUGGCCCCAUGAAGGCUCUGGACGAUCUCGCUGUCGAAUUCCAGAUCAAGUGGCUGCCCCUUUGCACUGACUACAUCGAGGCGCCCCCCUCCGAUCCCAAGAAGCGGGAGGAGGAACAUCGCAAGGUGUCAGAGUCCAUCAUGCAGCACAUCAUGCUCAAGCUUGACUGCAUUGACAGCGAGGGUAUUGCAGAGGUCAGGGCGAGGAGAAAGGAGCUGGUCCAGCAGGUCCAGAAGACACUGAAGGAACUGGAUGUUGCAAAGGACUCAUAA